Coregonus clupeaformis (lake whitefish) is the source of this 722-nucleotide messenger RNA. Its product is annotated as pregnancy zone protein-like. NCBI's taxonomy places the organism in Eukaryota, Metazoa, Chordata, Actinopteri, Salmoniformes, Salmonidae. Gene Ontology annotation, cellular component: extracellular region. The coding region runs from base 133 to 414 and encodes 93 amino acids. The record is from RefSeq and is a predicted model, not a curated record. The transcript has 4 exons.
ACCUGGUCUUCUUAUGGCUAAAAUAAUCAAACUAGUUUAAUUAGUUUGGUUAUUGUUUAUCAAAAUCAAACUUUGAUAUCACAGGCAUCUCUUUGCUUUCACAGAUAUCAUGGAAAGGAGCUGACCACCAAUAUGAUUAUAGUGGAUUUGAAAAUGCUGUCUGGUUUUGCCCCAGACCCAGAGUCUUUGGGGAGGCUGAGAGGUUCACUUCUAGUGGAUCGUGUCGAUACUAAAGAUGACCAUGUGUUAAUGUACUUGAGAGAGUUACCGUCACUAUUCCAACCUUUCAACCACACCCUGGACAUCAUACAGGAGCUCCCAGUACAGAAUCUAAAGCCUGCGGUGGUCAAGAUCUAUGACUACUACCAGCCAAGUGACCAGGCAGAGACAGAAUAUGUCUUCCCUUGCAAGUAGGGGUUACAAGCUGGUGAACUAUCUGGAAUUAUUGGUAAUUUUAUAUAGCUGGCCUGACCCAUAUACUAUAUGUGAUAUACAUCAUUUAGUUAACUGGGUCAAUAUUCCUUUAUUCAUUUUACCUAAAUGCUGGCCAAUUUGUUAUUAGAGAAUUAUUUACAUGGCCCUAUUCAUUGUAUUUGCCGCUCUGCAGAUGUAAGAAGAAAAUGACAUUAACAGAGGUCACACAUGCAACCCUUGAGGCAUCUUUCAAGAUCUCAAGUAAAGGAUGUAACUUACUGGAAUUAAAGUUUUUCAUUAAAAAUCUA